AUGUAUCUGCCCCAUUAUGGCGUCUCCGAGUAUGGUCAGCCCCAUUAUGGCGUCUCCGAGUAUGGUCAGCCCCAUUAUGGCGUCUCUGAGUAUGGUCAGCCCCAUUAUGGCGUCUCCGAGUAUGGUCAGCCCCAUUAUGGCGUCUCCGAGUAUGGUCAGCCCCAUUAUGGCGUCUCCGAGUAUGGUCAGCCCCAUUAUGGCGUCUCCGAGUAUGGUCAGCCCCAUUAUGGCAUCUCCGAGUAUGGUCAGCCCCAUUAUGGCGUCUCCGAGUAUGGUCAGCCCCAUUAUGGCGUCUCCGAGUAUGGUCAGCCCCAUUAUGGCGUCUCCGAGUAUGGUCAGCCCCAUUAUGGCGUCUCCGAGUAUGGUCAGCCCCAUUAUGGCGUCUCCGAGUAUGGUCAGCCCCAUUAUGGCGUCUCCGAGUAUGGUCAGCCCCAUUAUGGCGUCUCCGAGUAUGGUCAGCCCCAUUAUGGCGUCUCCGAGUAUGGUCAGCCCCAUUAUGGCGUCUCCGAGUACGGUCAGCCCCAUUAUGGCGUCUCCGAGUACGGUCAGCCCCAUUAUGGCGUCUCCGAGUACGGUCAGCCCCAUUAUGGCGUCUCCGAGUACGGUCAGCCCCAUUAUGGCGUCUCAGAGUAUGGUCAGCCCCAUUAUGGCGUCUCAGAGUAUGGUCAGCCCCAUUGA
Molecule: messenger RNA, 678 nt
Organism: Coregonus clupeaformis (lake whitefish)
Lineage: Eukaryota; Metazoa; Chordata; Actinopteri; Salmoniformes; Salmonidae
Product: spore coat protein YeeK-like
Exons: 1
Coding region: 1-678 (225 amino acids)
Source: RefSeq, a predicted model, not a curated record